UCAGGACAAAAGCGCUGCAGAUGAUUCACGUUUAACGGACUUACAGCUGGAACUGAAGGACGAAGGAGCCGACGGUUCGACACGUCCAGAUGUUGGAGCUGAGUCGGUGAAUGAGAGCAGCAGUUCAGAUGAAGGUAGAAGGUGUGUGUGAGCUGAAGUGAAUCCAGCAGCAUGGAUCAGUGUGAGGACAGAGAGGAGGGAGUCCUUCCCUCCAAAACCUCCCCCAGGGGAAAACCUGAGAGAGAAGAAGAGAGGAGACCUGGACCUGGACCUGGACCUGGAUCUGAACCUGAACCUGGACCUGGACCUGGACCUGGACCUGAACCUGGAUCUGAACCUGGUCCCAGCUGUGUGUCCUUGAAGAGUGAUGCAUCAAAGGAUUUACCUAUCCUUUUUAAAGAGUCUCCUGGUUUUCCUUCAGAGAGAGUGGACCAGCAGAUCUCAGAGUCCCCCAGUGGUCCGUCUGUCCAGCAGCAUCAGACCCAGCUGGACUCCAUCUUUCAGCUGCUGGAGGACGACAUUGUCAUGUUUGUGAAGGACCAGCUGAAGAAGAUCCAGAAGGUUCUGAGUCCAGAUUACCCAGAAUCCUCAGAAGGUCUGGAGGAGGAUGAAGAUGAAGAGCAGCAGAGCAUCAGAGAGACACUCGUGAAGAUCACAGUGAAGUUCUUGAGGAGGAGGAAGCAGGAGAAGCUGGCCGACCUCCUGCAGAGCAAGACCAUCGCUGUCGUUUGUCAAUCCAAACUCAAAGUUCAGCUGCAGAAGAAGCACCAGCAUGUGUUUGAGGGGAUCAAUAAAGCAGGAGAGACAACCCUUCUGGAGCAGAUCUACACGGAGCUCUACAUCACAGAGGGAGGGACCGGAGAGGUCAACGAUGAACAUGAAGUCAGACAGAUUGAAGCAGCUUCCAGGAAACCACACAGAGCAGAAACAACCAUCAGACAGGAAGACAUCUUUAAACCCCCACCUGGAAGAGGAGGAUCAAUCAGAACGGUGAUGACAAAGGGCGUGGCCGGCAUCGGGAAAACAGUCCUAACACAGAAGUUCAGUUUGGACUGGGCUGAAGGCAGAACCAACCAGGACAUCCAGUUCCUGCUUCCAUUCACCUUCAGACAGCUGAAUGGGCUGAGAGAGGAGAAGUUCAGCUUGGUGGAACUAGUUCAUCUGUUCUUCUCUGAAACCAAAGGAAUCUGCAGCUUUGAAGAGUUCCAGGUCGUGUUCAUCUUUGACGGUCUGGAUGAGAGUCGACUUCCUCUGGACUUCCACAACUCUACAUUCCUCAGUGACCCCAGAAUGUCCACCUCAGUGGACGUGCUGCUGACGAACCUCAUCAGGGGGAACCUGCUUCCUUCUGCUCGUCUCUGGAUCACCACACGACCCGCAGCAGCCAAUCAGAUCCCUCCUGAGUGUGUUGACAUGGUGACGGAGGUCAGAGGGUUCACUGACCCACAGAAGGAGGAAUACUUCAGGAAGAAGUUCAGAGGAGAGGAGCAGACCAGCAGGAUCAUCUCCCACAUCAAGACAUCACGGAGCCUCCACAUCAUGUGCCACAUCCCAGUCUUCUGCUGGAUCACUGCUACGGUCCUGGAGAACGUCCUGGAAAACGUCCUGGAGAACGUCCUGGAGAACGUCCUGGAAACCAGAGAGGGAGGGGAGCUGCCCAAGACCCUGACUGAGAUGUACAUCCACUUCCUGGUGGUCCAGGCCAAACUGAAGAAGGUCAAGUAUGACGGAGGAGCUGGGACGGAUCCACACUGGAAUCCAGAGAGCAGGAAGAUGGUGGAGUCUCUGGGAAAACUGGCUUUUGAGCAGCUGCAGAAAGGAAACCUGAUCUUCUAUGAAGCAGACCUGAGAGAGUGUGGCAUCGAUGUCAAAGCGGCUUCAGUUUACUCAGGAGUGUUCACCCAGAUCUUUAGAGAGGAGAGCGACCUGUACCAGGACCAGGUCUUCUGCUUCAUCCAUCUGAGUGUCCAGGAGUUUCUGGCUGCUCUUCAUGUCCGUCUGACCUUCAUCAAGUCUGGAAUCAACCUGCUGGAGGAACAAAGAAACACAGAGACUGACCUCUAUCAGAGUGCUGUGGACAAGACCUUACAGAGUCCAAACGGACACCUGGACUUGUUCCUCCGUUUCCUCCUGGGUCUUUCACUGGAGACCAAUCAGAACCUCCUACGAGGUCUGAUGGAACCAAAACAAAGAAGAUCACAGAACAAUCAGGAAACAGUUGAAUACAUCAAGAAGAAGAUCAGUGAGGAACUGUCUGCAGAGAGAAGCAUCAACCUGUUCCACUGUCUGAAUGAACUGAACGAUCGGUCUCUGGUGGAGGAGAUCCAACAGUCCCUGAGGUCAGGACGUCUCUCCACAGAUGAACUGUCUCCUGCUGAGUGGUCGGCUCUGGUCUUCAUCUUACUGUCAUCAGGAGAUCUGGAGGUGUUUGACCUGAAGAAGUUCCCAGGUUCAGAGGAGGCUCUACGGAGGCUGCUGUCGGUGGUCAAAGCAAGAAAGUUGUACUGAAUGGCUGUCACCUCUCAGGGAACAUCUGUCCACUUCUGUCCUCAGUUCUCAGCUCUCAGUCCUCCAGUCUGACAGAACUGGACCUGAGCAACAACGACCUGCAGGAUUCUGGAC
Cololabis saira (Pacific saury) is the source of this 2622-nucleotide messenger RNA. Its product is annotated as protein NLRC3-like. NCBI's taxonomy places the organism in Eukaryota, Metazoa, Chordata, Actinopteri, Beloniformes, Belonidae. Bases 172 to 2508 code for a protein of 778 amino acids. The transcript is spliced from 7 exons. The record is from RefSeq and is a predicted model, not a curated record.